This is a messenger RNA of Seriola dumerili (greater amberjack), 376 nucleotides long. It is a transcript of the gene ost4, whose product is annotated as oligosaccharyltransferase complex subunit 4, non-catalytic. The coding region runs from base 109 to 222 and encodes 37 amino acids. The record is from RefSeq and is a predicted model, not a curated record. NCBI's taxonomy places the organism in Eukaryota, Metazoa, Chordata, Actinopteri, Carangiformes, Carangidae. The transcript is spliced from 3 exons. Gene Ontology annotation, cellular component: oligosaccharyltransferase complex.
GACGUGGCUUUCCCCUCCAGCCGGAAGUAAGAUACGUUUGCUUGUUUGCUGCUGAGCAGCUGAAGAAACGCUCGAACUGACAGUAAAAACCUAAGACAAGGGAUAACAAUGGUGACAGACGUGCAGCUGGCCAUAUUUGCCAACAUGCUUGGCGUGUCAUUGUUCCUGUUGGUGGUGUUAUAUCACUACGUCGCUGUCAAUAACCCCAAGAAGCAGGAAUAGAGUUUCCCAAUAUGAUUGGAGAGGUGAGAUGGGAAUCUAAGCCAACAACAACAACAUUCCCUGUCUUCCCAUCCUUAUUCCUAGAGAAGAAUUUCUAUGUUGUUAUGAUUGCACAGUAGUGUUUUUUCUAAUAAAAAUAUGUGAAGUCCAUCUG